AUGCGCUUCAGAUGUGUAUGCAAGUCUUGGUCUUCUCUCACCCGCGACCCUUCCUUUGUCAGCGCCCAUCAAAACUUGGGAUGCAACAGGAACACUCACCUCCUCCUCACUGCCUGGGACAAACCCACAACGCAGCAACACUUCUUUCUCCUUGGAAAUCAACCAACAAGGAAGUUUAAUACCCGUCCAUCUUCUAAGCCUUCCAACGCCGCGAACCAAGAAUGA
This is a messenger RNA of Prunus armeniaca (apricot), 225 nucleotides long. Lineage: Eukaryota; Viridiplantae; Streptophyta; Magnoliopsida; Rosales; Rosaceae. The record is from the annotation of a GenBank genome assembly.